AACUGCUGCAAAAGCUAGCCGCGCCAGUGCCAGCUGAGUUCUCUGCAAAACAAAACUGAGCGUACCAAUGUCCUACCGCAUGAGAUUUUGCACGGCCUGCAGGUUUCAUCAAAGCUGCUGCAAGCCCUUGGUUCGCGCGUGCGUAUAGGAUAUGAGAUUAUCGCUUCUAGGAUAUCUGAUAAGUGAGCGCAAGCGGCAUUGUCGCUAGCAGUGAUCAGUAUGUCUGCGCUUCUCAGUCACUUCGAAGACUUCUACUUCAGCAGUCAAUAUUGGGAAUACUGGGAAUUUCUAGUACAUUUUUCAUUCACGGCGGUCAUGGCUCACGUGUUCGAGCAUCACCUGGUGACAAUAUGCACAGUCGUCCUUUUGUCCGUUGCUGUCGCACUAGGAAUAAUUCUUUUUUAUAGAAAAAUAAAGAGCAAAGUGGACGUUGUACGAGCGCGAAUGCUCGGUACUUCGAGGCCCCGCUUCCGUAAGAGGGACAAGGUGCUGUUUUACGGGCGCAAAAUGUUGAGAAAGGUGAACUUCCUUACAAAUCAAGCCACGAGUGGGAGGACGCGGCAAAAAAACAGACAAAUGGUGCUACGCUUCGCAAAAAGGUUGCUGCGCCUAAAGAGGGACCAGCCACCAACACUGCAAGUUAAGGAACCAUCACAGGCGUUCCUUGAAGAAGACUACACAGAACAAAUGGAGAAGCGCUUACCCCCAGAUGUCAUUUAUAUGUUGCGUAGUAUACGGGUAUUUGGUUUCUUUGAGAAACCCUUGUUUAUGGAGCUAUGGAAGCACAUUGAAACACUGUUUGUGCCCCGUGGCACUAUGCUUUUCUCACUUGGCGACAGUGAUGACAGCAUCUAUGUGGUGCAGUCUGGCCGCAUCCACGUUCACAUCGUUGAGCCUGAUGGUACCGAGCUUACAUUCAAAGAGGUGACAGCUGGUGAGAAUAUUGCAAGUCUGCUGAGUGCACUUGUUGUGCUAACUGGUGUCCCAUCCACAUUUAAGACGGUUGCAGCUCGUGCCCUUGAAGACUCCUCGGUCUUGAGGCAAGUGUAUGACAGCUUCCGCAUCCUGCUUACGAAGUACCCAGACUCCAUGAUCCGCCUCUGUCAGAUAGUCAUGAUUCGUCUGCAUCGUGUCACCGUCACAGCUCUUCACAACUAUCUUGGCCUCACCACGCAACUAAUGCGCUCGUCAAGUGGAGGCAGACGGCCGCCUGCAUUCUCACCCAAAUCAAGUCCAUGUCGAACCCCCAGCCGUAAGCUGAGCCAUGCCAAGGAUUCUUCCAUACCCAUUGCACCACUUUCCACAGGUGUACUAGGGGAGCUGGUGGUGCCUGAGGAAUAUGGCCAAGGAAGCGCUCCUGAAACAGGGUCAUUCCACCCUUCAGAUGAGGCUACCGAGUCUGAAAAGUUUGUCACUGAAGAUCCUGCUGGUGCAGCUACAUUCAAAACGUCUUCAUCAAGCCGAAAGGUGUCUGUAGCGUCUGAUGCACCUGGAUCACGCAAGUCAACUCGAAAAGCAUCUUUUGUGAUCGGCGAGGGUUCCCGGACUUCCUCAUCAGUUCAGGAGUACAAUGAUUACAUUGAAGCAGCUGUCCAAGGUUUCAUGAGCAGGCUGGACAUUGAGGAUGAGGAAAUGAUUCGGAACAUGAUUGCAGUAAAGGAGUUUCAGCCAGGAGAGUACUUGAGCAAGGAGGAUUCAGGCGAGCCAGCUUCCCUCUUCUUUAUUCUUUCGGGAUAUGUGGCUGUCUCCCAGAAGACAUCUGCCAAGGACACUGAUGACAUGCUGUACAUUGCUCAUGUGGGCGACAUCACAGGCGCCCUGGAGGUGCUGACAGGCGAGUCGCCCAUCUUCUCCCGCAAAGCCAAGGUGGCGUCGCGUGUGGCCUUCCUGACAUCCACACAGUGCUAUGAGAUUCUGCGCAUGAACCCCACAGCAGUGUUGUUCAUGGCACGGUCUGUGAUUGAACGACUAUCGCCUUUCGUGCGCCAGAUUGACUUUGCCCUGGAGUGGGUCUACAUUGAGUCUGGCCGAGCUGUAUAUAGGCAAGACGAAAAGGCUGAGUCUACAGCCAUUGUGCUCAGUGGACGCCUCCGUUCUGUGCUGACCAGGGCUGACGGCAAACGGGAAAUGGUGGGGGAGUACGGCAGAGGGGACCUUGUUGGAGUAGUAGAGCUCCUAACUGGAGCCAAAAGGGCAACUACUGUCAUGGCAGUAAGGGAUACCGAGCUGGCUAAACUUCCAGAGGGGCUUUUGAAUGUUAUCAAGAUCAAGUACCCUGUGGUGGUAACCCGACUUAUUCACCUUCUUGGCCAUCGGCUUCUGGGUAGCCUGCAAAAAGGUGAUACUGUUAAAGCUGCUUCCAUGAUCUCCCGGCCAACGGGAUCCAACUUCACCACUAUUGCAGCAUUGGCUGUCAAUGAGGAUGUGCCACUUUCCACAUUCACCCUGGAACUCUGCCAUGCACUUCGCAGCAUAGGACCAGUGUUUCGGCUGACUUCUGAUUACAUCAAGAAGCAACUGGGGGCUUCUGCGCUUGACACAGCCAAUGAGUACCGCCUGUGCAACUGGUUGGGUCAGCAGGAGGACCGCAACAGAGUGCUUCUGUACCAGUGUGACAGCCAGAUGAGCUCAUGGACCCAACGUUGUAUCCGGCAGGCUGACUGCAUACUCAUUGUGGCCCUUGCAGAUCAGGAACCGCUUGUUGGGCAGCUGGAGAAGCAGGCAGAAAGCAUAGCACAACGGACCCAGAAGGAGCUUGUUCUGCUGCACAGGGAUGGUGCAGACAAGCCACGCAAUACAGUGGCCUGGCUAAACAUGCGCUCCUGGUGUUCCUCUCACCAUCACAUUCGAUGCCCUAAACGCAUGUUCAUGCGCCACUCACCUUCUCGAAUUAUGGAGGUGUACAAGAAAGUUCAAGAAGGAACUGUGAAUGUACACUCGGACUUUGCCCGCCUGGCACGUUUCCUCACUGGCACAUCAAUUGGCCUUGUGUUGGGAGGUGGGGGAGCCAGGGGCUGUGCACAUGUAGGCAUGAUUCGAGCCAUCUACGAGGCAGGCAUCCCCAUCGACAUGGUUGGUGGUGUGAGCAUCGGUGCAUUGGUUGGUGCCCUCUGGUGCCAAGAGGUAGAUGUCAUCACCCUCGUCCAAAAGGGCCGCCAUUGGUCAAAGAGAAUGACAUCGCCUUGGAGUCAGCUGUGGGACCUUACCUACCCUAUCACUGCCUGGUUCACUGGAGCGGCAUUCAACCAGACCAUCUAUGAUCUGUUUGGGGACCGCCAGAUCGAGGACCUGUGGCUGCCUUACUUCACCGUCACCACCGACAUUACCAGUAGCUGCAUGCGCAUCCAUCGGCAUGGAUCUCUGUGGCGCUUCAUUCGAGCGAGCAUGUCUCUGUCAGGCUACAUGCCUCCCAUGUGCGACCCUGUGGAUGGACACUUGCUUCUGGACGGGGGAUACGUCAACAAUCUUCCAGGUUCCUUGUGGCACUACGUUCGAGCCAGCAUGAGCAUCGUGGGGCCCCUGCCACCACUAUGCGAUCCCUACGACGGCCACCUCUUGGUCGACGGCUGCUAUGUGAACAAUGUUCCAGCGGACAUUAUGCGAGAGAUGGGCGCCGAGACUAUCAUAGCUGUUGAUGUGGGCAGCCAAGAUGACACUGACCUCACCAACUAUGGCGACUCUUUGAGUGGCUGGUGGCUCCUCUUCAAGCGCUGGAACCCCAUUUCAAACACAGUCAAGAUCCCAAGCCUACCAGAGAUUCAGUCACGCCUGGCAUAUGUGAGCUGUGUGCGGCAGCUAGAGGAGGUGAAAACCAGUGACUAUUGCACAUAUGUACGACCUCCCAUUGAUCGCUACAAGACACUCCAGUUUGGUUCCUUUGACGAAAUCAUGGAGGUUGGUUAUGUUCAUGGCCGUACCCUCUUCGCUGGCAUGAAGGCUGGUCAGCGCACGCUGCGCUCAGUCCUCAACCUGGACAAGGCACGCUCUUUCCAGGCUGGCAAGGAGGGGCGCCCUACAACCUUUACUGACCUGGCUGAGAUGGUCUGCGCCAUCAAGCAGCCCCAGAAGGGGAGGUCUUCAGUGUCUGAUGACGACGAAUAUGAAUGCAGUGAACAAGAUUUUGUGACGGACACAGAAAAGGAUGAAGAACCUGAAGAGCAAAGUCCAGGACUCUGUGAAGUUGCUUUAUGAGAAGGCCUAGUGACAAGCUCAUGUGAUGUGCUGGACAGGUGCUUUUUGACUGUGUAUGUGAACGACAGUAGUGUAAUGCUAAUUUAUCUCCUGACGUGCGUGCAUACGCCUACGUGGACACAUAUCAAGUCUUUCUAAAUUGUGCCACUGACAACAUUAAGAUGUGGUUUUUGGUCUGCGGUUUGCCAGGCUGACCACUGCACUGUGCACAGAGCCUAGUCAAAAAAGGCAAGUGGCCCGGUGUACACUGCUGUAAAUAGCUUGUAUUUAUGGGUGCCACUCCCUGCUCCUUUCUGUUCCCGUGCCUCGUAUUCUCCUUUUGUAAAUAAUAAGUAUAGCUUAUUCUUACCAGGGACAGCCUAGUUCUUGUGAUGUUUUAGCUGCCAAUGCAAUUUUGGUCAAUGGCCUAUAGGUGUCCUAGUUUCUAUUUUCAUAAGAAAUGUUUGCUGGCUGCCACUGUGGCUUACAGUCAAAUAAAGUGCUUGCUGGCUGUUCUUGCCAUGUGUUUAUAAAU
This is a messenger RNA of Dermacentor silvarum, 4705 nucleotides long. RefSeq names its product neuropathy target esterase sws-like (gene sws). The transcript is spliced from 34 exons. The record is from RefSeq and is a predicted model, not a curated record. NCBI's taxonomy places the organism in Eukaryota, Metazoa, Arthropoda, Arachnida, Ixodida, Ixodidae. Gene Ontology annotation, molecular function: phosphatidylcholine lysophospholipase A1 activity. Bases 220 to 4191 code for a protein of 1323 amino acids. Gene Ontology annotation, biological process: phosphatidylcholine metabolic process. Gene Ontology annotation, cellular component: endoplasmic reticulum.